AUGAAUUAUGUGAAGGAGUAUUUAGAAGACAUAUAUAAAUAAGGUAAAAUUAUUGGAAUAUAGGAUAAAUAUAUUGCAUAAGAAAUUAAAUGUGAAUGUGUGUUUGUUGAUAGGACAAGUGUUAGUUUUUAGAUCAAGAGGAAUAUUAUCCUUCAGAUCAUCUCAAAAAGGCAAAAAAGCCAUAAUUCAAGUUGUUAAGAAAAAAAAUAGAGCAGUCCAAAAAUUAAUUCUUUUUCAGAUCAUUAAAAUAUCAAAGAAAUAACAAUUUUAUCUCUAAAAAAGAAUUUCAAAUGUUUAAAGAAACCAAUAAUAGAUAUAAGAUUAUUACUUAAUUUAAGUUCUUUGUAUAAUGAUGAAACAAUGUCAUACAAAUAAUUUUGCCAUUUUAUAAAAGCCGAUAAUGCAUUAAAUGCAAGUAAAUUAAAUAAUAAUUAUAGUUUUAUAAGCCAGAUAAACAAUUGAAAGUGUCUAAUAGAGAGUUUAUAAAUAUAAAUAGAAUAUUUUGUUAAUAAAUAAUUCAAUUGAUACAGAAUUUUAAACUUUCAAAAAAAUAAGUGAUGAAAAUGAUACUUAUUUUGAUUAAUAAACAUUUGAACAUGCUUUCAUAUCAAAUUAAAUGCGUAUCUAGAAUAAUUACAAAAUAGAUUAAUCUUUAUUGAUUAACUAAUGA
Paramecium pentaurelia is the source of this 670-nucleotide messenger RNA. Lineage: Eukaryota; Ciliophora; Oligohymenophorea; Peniculida; Parameciidae. The record is from the annotation of a GenBank genome assembly.